GGGCAGCUGAGUCCUGACUGGGCGGAUAUCUGCUGCAACGUUCUUCGGCUUCAAGUUCAAUUGGGCGCCUGCCAGUCACUUUUCCAUUUUGCUUGGACGCUGCUUACCUACAGGUACUUCCCCCAGCAAGUACUCUCUUCAGCUUUCAGGUUUUCAACAGUAGAGCGCGACGUUGGGCUUUGGAAACGCAGCAUCUGGCAAUGAGGACAGUUGACUUCAGUUUCAUGCAUUCUAGUCGGUUGUGCAGAAAGAAGGUGUAGCGCAUGCCUUCGUAGAUUGCCAAAGCCCUGCCAAAGAUUCAAAUUGCACAACCAGCAUUACCACCUGUUUUUGACUGAGAAAAGCAAUUGUUUUCUGCCAGCUUUUCCGCUCACUUGACAAGAGUCCGCCGCUGAACCUUGCAGACUAGCCUUUGCAUAAACAAGCCACAUCAUUGAAAAUGUCACCAGGGCGACAAUUGGCACGCUUGGCGGUUGCACAUGUCCGGAAGAUCCAUGCAGCAGCAGCAAAAGCAGGGCCGGCGCCUUCUGCGGCGAAUUGGUUAGCCGGUGGGGCAGCACUUAGUGCCGCAGAAUGCCAAGUGGCAGCGUCUCAAUGGCCUGCCCAGGGGAUCUUCCUGCCACAGUUCUUGCGAAGCACCGUCGCAAUGGGCUCUUCCAGGAUGGACGUUGUCCCCAUUCACUGGACCCUUGUACAGAGGAGCUUCACUUCGAGCGCAGCACGAAUGGCGACUGCAGAGUCCAAUAAAGCAUCGGAGGAAGCGGCGCGACGAGACAGCGAGUUGCAGCAGGCGGAGGAUCCGUUCGACACCAUCACCGACCGGAUUCCGGAGAAGCCCGUCUCGGUGGCGGAGGGGGCGUCGUACACAGUAGUCAUUGUCGCGUUCUUGGGGCUCGCGGCGGCCGCCAUGUUCUAUGUCGCUAAGGAGCUGCUGAUCGAGCCGAAAGAGUACAAGGUGUUCAACAAGGCCCUAGACCGAGUUAAAAACGACAGUCAAGUCGCGGUGCGAAUAGGACGGCCGAUCACGGGGUACGGUUCGGAGAGCCGAAACCGUGCUGCGCGGCAACGGAUCCGGCACAAUAUCACGAAGGAUGAGGACGGAACGGAACGCGUGCAGGUGCAAUUUUUCCUUCGGGGGCCGAACGGGACGGGCAUGGUGACCUCGGAAAUGUUCAAAGAUCAAGAGACGCGGGACUGGCAGUUCACGUAUCUCAUAGUCGACAUCACUUCGCCAGUUCCGUCUCGCUUGAUGCUCGAGUCCUACCUCGGUGGGCCUGCUGGUGCCGGCGGCUGAUUGGCUCACUGAAUCUGGUGCAUCGCUUUGGGGCCUCGAUACUUCGAGAUGUUGCAAAUACACAGAUUUCCCUGACACGAGAUCAAUCCUGUGGGCAUGGCUUACAUUGGGCGUUGCAUUUCGAAGCUCCAGAAAUGCUCAUUCUGAUCAGUGAGUCCGAGUAUUUUUGAGAAGGACCAAAUGCAAUGCAAGUUCAGCGAAAGUGGGCCUGCAAGAACGUCCAUUUCCUGGAGUCGACAUGCGUGUCCUACGCCCACUUUAAAACCGGGCGUCCAAAGGCUAUGUUCCGGGUCGAGUCAUGCAUGCUGAUGUCAAC
This is a messenger RNA of Klebsormidium nitens, 1610 nucleotides long. Lineage: Eukaryota; Viridiplantae; Streptophyta; Klebsormidiophyceae; Klebsormidiales; Klebsormidiaceae. The record is from the annotation of a GenBank genome assembly.